AUGGCGAGCAACACGACAGGCAACGGCUUCAUUGCCUGGAAUCCCGACUUGGAGGACCACAGUAAGGGAAAGCCCAUGAUGGUGAUUGCUAUACUGUUCACCGUCCUGAUCAUCAUAUCUACGGUAUCGAGGCUGUUCAUGAAACUGGAAACAAACGGCGGACUGGCGAUAGCAGACUAUUUUAUUUUCAUUGCCCUCGUAUUCAAUAUCACUGCCAACAUUCUCGAGGUUCAAUCGGUGAAGCUGGGAUUCGGUCGCCAUUUGCAGUUCCUAGAGCGCCCGCAGGUCCUCGAUCUCAAGCGCCUUAGCCAGUACAACAUCCUCUUUGCCAACAUUUCGCUGUGGGCUGUCAAGAUUUCCAUUUGUUUCUUCAUCCUCCUCCUCAUCAAAAACAUUCACAACCGCACAAGGUACGUCGUUUACACCCUCAUUGGCAUCACGACCACGGCCAGCUUUUUGCAGGGCGUCCUCUGGGGCACCCAGGCCCGGCCCCUCCAAAAGCUAUGGAAUCCCGACAUUCCUGGCCAUGUCUCGAGCGUCAAGACACUGGUCAACUCAAUUAUUGCGUUUACAGCCAUCAACAGUUUGACCGACCUGUUUUACGCGCUCUGGCCCGUCUAUUUAAUCGGAGGGCUGCAGCUGAGCUUCAAGAAAAGACUCGUUGUUAUGGCAUUGACUGGUUCCGGACUCAUAACAACAAUACUCAAAAAAACCAUGUACUACCACAGAGUCUUUGUGUGCUCCAUCGUCCGCGCCGCCUUUGACAAUGACUUUUACAACCCAGACUUCACCUGGGCCCUCGACAAGGUGUACCUGUGCACCAUCAUCGAGCGCAACCUUGCCGAGGUCAUUGCUGACCUGCCUGCGUCCUACGCCAUCAUCUGCGGCGUGUCCAAGAAGACCAAGACGCUCAUAUCCCGGACCACCCGCCGCACCGGCCAGGACAGCAAGGCCUAUGAUACCCCCAACCCUCACAGCAGCAAUGUCGUCAAGGUCUCAGCGCCGCGGAACGUUUAUCGUAAGAGCAGCAAGGACGAAUACCAGUACUAUGAUGACGAGGUGCCUCUGCAAAGGUAUUCGCCCCCAAUCAAUGUUAUCACCAUGCGCACCAACAUCGACGUCGAGGCCCACGCCGCAGACUAG
Penicillium manginii is the source of this 1143-nucleotide messenger RNA. RefSeq lists its product as uncharacterized. The record is from RefSeq and is a predicted model, not a curated record. NCBI's taxonomy places the organism in Eukaryota, Fungi, Ascomycota, Eurotiomycetes, Eurotiales, Aspergillaceae. The transcript has 4 exons. Bases 1 to 1143 code for a protein of 380 amino acids.